AUGAAUCCUGAUCCUGAUGAAGUAAUCCAUCCUGGAGCCGAGGAGAUUCAGUGGUUAACCAAAAAAGAUUUACAGGGCAAUGAGCCUUAUCCUCAUUACAGUAUUUUCACAGAGCAGGCACGUAACUUUAUCUCACUUGAAAAACAGUGUGCCCUCUUCUGUGGUGGUCGAAGGUGCAAGUAUGAACGAGCUGACUGUUGGCCCGACCAGAUGGUCAUCAAUGGACUUUUUUCACAUUGGGUGACUGAUAAUAUAUUGGCCAUGUCUCGGCCAAAUACUGCAGCUAUUAAAGAAUUCAACAUUAUCCAGCAAUUUAAAGAUGCUAAUAUAAAAACUGUGAUAAACCUCCAAGAAAGUGGAGAACAUGCCAGUUGUGGUCCUGGUCUGGAGGCUAGCGGCUUUUCCUACAAUCCUCAGGAUUUUAUGGAUAAAGACAUAUAUGUUUACAAUUUUAGUUGCCCUGAUUUUGGUGCUUCUUCAAAUGGUAUGAUUUUGGAUAUGGUCCGAGUGAUGCAGUUUGCUUUGUCACAAGGCAAAGUAGCCAUCCACUGCCAUGCAGGUCUUGGUCGUACGGGAUUGUUGAUUUGCUCUUACCUCGUCUUCACAAAUCGAAUGUCAGCCAAUGACGCUAUUCAUUACGUUAGGGAAAAAAGGCCGCGAUCAAUACAGACCAGAAGACAAAUGCAAUGCCUUAAGGAUUUUGCAGACUAUUUGCAGCAGCUUUGGAUCAUUUUCACAUUCCCAGAGGAUGUUUCCUGUGAACUCACCUUACAACAGUAUUUAAGCCGACAAAGAAAACUACUUCAUGGCUACGAAGGACGAAAAUUAAAAUACAUUCCUAAGAUUAUUUAUUUUGUAUGUGAACGCCUUUUGGAACUUGCUGGCCGUGGAAAUUCAUUGUCUUCAACAUUUGCUAAAAGGCCUGUUGAUCUGAAGGGAGCUGAGAGUGAUUUAAAUAGUCUGCAACUUGAAUCCAAAAGCAGCAAAAAUGGAAAUCAGGAAGCAAGUAGUUCUGCAGACACUUUUCCCAAUUGGUGGAAGCAAAUGACAGAAACUGAAGUGACCUGUCUGAAGGCUCAAGAAAUUGCAAUUGCAUUAUGUAAUUCAACAUUUAAUGAUGAUGUUACCAAGCGGAAAAAUGAGCUCAAGCGACAACUGAACAGUUGUGAUGACAGUUGGAAAUCUAUUGCCACUGAAUCAGACCCUUUCGUUUUGGCUGCUCUUUUAUGGGAUUGGCUAAAUCAAUUGAAGGAACCGGUAUUGAGAUAUACAGAUAUGAAAGGAUUGCUUUCGUAUGUGAAUGACCCGCUUUCAGGUCUCCAGACACUGGAAAAAAGUCCCUAUGCAAUUCUGAACUAUUUCAGCAAAGUCAUUGGAUGUCUACUGCCUUUACCGGAUAGGCUGAUAACUCAAGUAUUAGAAAUGCUGCUCUCUCAUCUGACUUAUCAUUACAUCAUAACAGAUCAUUGUGCCCCUCUCUCAAGAUGCAAUCACUGGCUUGACUUACAACCGUCCACACCAGAAGAGUUGCUAAACUUCUUCAAAGCACUUAUCAGAAUUAAUCAUAAGUAA
This is a messenger RNA of Acanthosepion pharaonis, 1572 nucleotides long. The record is from the annotation of a GenBank genome assembly. NCBI's taxonomy places the organism in Eukaryota, Metazoa, Mollusca, Cephalopoda, Sepiida, Sepiidae.